UGUUCCUGACGUAACUGGAAAUCCUGGCCCUUUGGCCAUACCAGCAGCUGUCCCUGCUGGCAAUCCAGCCGAAGUCAAUGGUCCAGCGUUGCAGCCUUGGCCAUUGGUAUUUCAAUUGCCCUCAUUACCACCAGUCAUUGAACAACAUUUAAAAGAGGAGGAUCCUAUCUUUUUACGCAAAGAGAAGUCGGGACUUAGGACCAAGUUGAUUAGUUAUCUCGUUGACCUAAUGAUGCGGUAUACUCUAUACCCCAGUUCUCGCCAAUACAGGCAAGUCGUUGAGAGUCUUGUUGGUCGACACCCAUUCCUUCGUGGUGUCAAUGGAAACGGAGAGGAUACUCUCAUAGCAAGUCUGUGUAACAAAUAUCGGAAGGACCGGCAGCCAUUGACUCAUUUAGAUGCUGUGCAGGCAGCAAAACGAAAGUUUGGGCGAGUUGGUGGGGGGAGAAAACCCCACCAGUCAGAUGAAGACCUUGAGGUGACACCAAAGAAAGGGCCUUGCCCAUCUGGUGAUGAAGCGACAGACCCUUCUCUGAGCUCUGGGGACGCCCAGUCUCAUUUAGCGAUAGAAGCUAAUCGUCUGAAUCCCAACAUGGAGAAAGUAAUAGAUGUCCUCACGGAACAACCGCCGAAAUAA
Lineus longissimus is the source of this 637-nucleotide messenger RNA. RefSeq lists its product as uncharacterized. The transcript is spliced from 5 exons. Bases 230 to 637 code for a protein of 135 amino acids. The record is from RefSeq and is a predicted model, not a curated record. NCBI's taxonomy places the organism in Eukaryota, Metazoa, Nemertea, Pilidiophora, Heteronemertea, Lineidae.